This is a messenger RNA of Lates calcarifer (barramundi perch), 8208 nucleotides long. RefSeq names its product SLIT and NTRK-like protein 3. Gene Ontology annotation, cellular component: GABA-ergic synapse; postsynaptic density membrane. Gene Ontology annotation, biological process: axonogenesis; positive regulation of synapse assembly; regulation of presynapse assembly. The record is from RefSeq and is a predicted model, not a curated record. Gene Ontology annotation, molecular function: protein binding. Lineage: Eukaryota; Metazoa; Chordata; Actinopteri; Centropomidae.
UAUUAGAACUGUGUGAAAGUGCUUUUACGUGACUCGCCACGUGAAAACUUUCAAAGGCACAAAAAUCGCCAGGCUCGUGCUGGUGAUCAAUUGGAUAGGCCCCCUGCAAACCGUGACGCUCCCCUUUUCCCCUGCCACCACAUAUGGCCUUUUCAUGCUAAGGUACAUUGCAUUUGGUGCGGCUGCAACAACAGCGCGCCGUCAUAAUUUCCCAUUCUUUCCCCCUCCACUUUUGUGCCCCCUCUGUAUGACUGAGCCCAAAUUGAAGCUCAGAUCAGGCACCUCAGGCCUCCCCAGAAAAAUGUGUCUGUGUGUGUGAAAACGCAAUGUAGAAUGCAGCCGGCUGAAUCAUUGUAGGUAUUAUGAAUUUGUCCCCCUCGGUCAGCUUCCUGUAGAGUCAUUGGAGGCAGCAGCAGCAACGACGAGUCUUUACCUUAAGAUUCCAAGGGGGCAAGGUUCCCAUAGCAACUGAUCUGAAUCCUAAUUAAAACAGGAGAUUUGAUUAAUUAGUUCAACGGUGUGUGUGUGUGUGUGUGUGUGUUGCAUGGCUCUCUGUAUGUGGCAUAUGUGUGGGAGUCAUGUUCUCGUGAGUCACAGUGUAUCUUGUGUGUAUAGUUAUGCUAAAUGAGGAGGGGGUGUUAUAUGCUUUUAUGUGUGCGUGUGUGUGUGUGUGUUCAUGAGCCUGUGGGUAAUCCUGUGAAUCACUUCUGUGUUUUCAGCAUGUGUGCUCAUGUGUGUGUUCGUGUAUGUAUGUGUGUGUGUGCGUGUUUCAUGUCUCCCGGGAGGCUUGUCCUUGCCUGCAGUACUACUGUGUGAAUCAGAGGUGAGUCCUCUGGAGUUGCCCUCUGCUUUAAUCUGGAGCUAAUGACAGAACCACCUGCCCUCCUGGCCAUCCCUCCACCCACACCCCCACACACACUCUCACUCCUGCCUCUUCCCCCUCAUAUCUAUCCCCUCUAUCUGUUUGCUUCUCUCCACUCUUCUCCCUUCACCACAGAUCUCAGCCAGCCCUCACAAACCCCCAAAUUCCCACCGCUCAUUGUCUCCCUUUCUCUCCGUCUCCCACACCCAGCCUGUGUUUUUUUCUCCCUCCCUUCUUUUUGCUCCUUCCCUCCCUCUCUUCCCUGCUCUUCUCCUCUCUUCUUUCUACUCUUUCCCACAGUCUACAGGGUGCCCUUGCCUGCCUCUCUGAUUGCCUCAUCUGAGUGCCACUGAGUAACUAGAGACAGGGGGUGUGGCAGCACAGGCCCCAAAGAAAGCAAAACACGUGUUAAGGGACAGCACAACAGUAUGUGAACAAUGUUGUAGCUUUAAGGAGAUUUUCUGACCCGUGGAUUGGCAGGGGAGAGGGACUAAACCGCGUUCUUACUCCUGUCAGUCUGUCUGCUUGUCCUCGAGUCUUGAGUGUGUGUGUUCAUUCGUGCAUGCGAGCCAGUCCCAGUGGAUAUCUCGCAAAACAAAAGCAUAAUUGGAGAGAGCUUGCAAAAAAAAAAAACAAAAACGGGAUGACCGCUUCCUGCAAUAUGUCUACAGAUGGAGGAGAGGAAAACAAAAGAAGGGGGGGGGGGGGAAUCAAAGAAAGAAUGGCAUGUAAACCAGUCUGAAUUGACAAGAGCCCACGGGUGAAUCAAAGAAGGGAAAUAAAGGAGGAAGAGAGAGAAUGAAGAAAGAAAAAAGGGGGAGUGGAAUAGAAGGAAUCUAAGUAUGAUCUGACAGAAAUAAUUCAGAUGGGGGAAAGAGAAAGGCUUUGGAGAAGGAGAAAGCGGAGGAGGAAGAAAGGAGAAGUGGCUGAAAUGAAACAGCAUGAAUCCCCAUCCAUUUCAGCACCGGACAGCUCCACAGACAGCACUAGGCCAGUAUAAAUAGAUCCCCUACUUUAGAAGGGCCCCGUCAACGCUCCAAAAAAGUGCUUUAUGUGCUCAGAGCGGCUCCUGCCCCUAGAGAACAGACACGCAGGUAUCUGAUGGUGCCCGAUAACCAUCUUCUCUCAGUUCCUCUCCGUUUGUUUUCUUAAUUUAGGGAGCCUCUACGGUUCAACGACAGCACCACGGCGAGGAGAGCGAAUGUGUGUGUUUGUGUGUGUGUAUAUAUAUGUGUGUGUUUGUGUAUGCGUGUGUUUUUUCCCAGAUUCUCCGUCACGGGCAAUGUUACACUCCGAGGUAGACGAUAUAGCCUCAGGUCUGGGAUCACAUUACCUCCUGCCACAGCUCUGACAUCACCAAUCACAAAGCUGGGAAUACUAUAACCCAUAAGCAUUACUUAAAGUUUAUUUAUGUGUGUCAGCUGCAGCCCUGCAUGUUAUAAGUGACUUGAAUGUCUGGACGCGACUGUAAGAAAACCUCCACAAAUGCAUGUAAUCACAUGACUGUGCAUACAUGGCCCUGUGUCUGCCAGCCUGUUUCCAUUGUAAGGCAUCGUUAAGUAGCCUUGUGGGGAAGCUGUAAUACAGCCUAAUGCACCUGAGAGCCCUGAAAUCUAUAACCAUCAUCUACAUCUUCCUGAUAUUACUGGAACCGUCUCUGUUACUGUUUCUGAUAGGAAUCUCCAGGGAGAGCUUUCCCCCUCCACUGCUAUAGGGAGAGGGAAGGGAGAGGGAGUGCGUGUGAGGGAGAGAUGCACCUUCUCCAUUUCCUCAAGGUGAUUCACCUUAAUGCACGCUGAAAUCAAUGUGAAAUUGAACUGAAAAUUGAACUUUCAGCUCAGUAAUGUGGAAGACAUGUUGUUAUUAAAUCUUUUCCUAUAGCCAUGAAACCUGCUGACUGAUAUUUGAACGCUUUUGAAUGCUUGUUUUCAACACCACGGCACCAGGGGUGUCCUUGAUGGAGACCCCGCCACCGGUCCACUGGUGGGGUGGGGGGCUUCGCAAGGGGGGGCCUAUACCUGUCACUUUUAAGAGGCGGUAUUGAUUGAGCAGCAGCCACCCCAGCAGGCUGUGAUUAGCCGUUGUGGGAAGUUAAACUCGGUGUCGGGGGGGGGGCUUCAUUGCUCUCAUUCUCCGCGCGGCAUCUGUUGCGCCCACCACCUCCAUUUGGCAGGACAGGUGUUUUGAUGUAGGGGCCGCGCAGACUUCCAGGCCUCCCCUGUAAAAUCCGAUACCCCCCCUCAUGAAAGUCACCAUAGUUUUCCCAACUGAUGCUGCGUGCGUGCGUUCGUUCUCGCGCGCUCGUUCGUUCGUUCGUUCGUUCCCUCGCGCGCGCACGUGAGUACGUGUGAGUGUGUGCGUGCGCGACGAAGCCAGCUGGCACGAGUCGCCAUGGUAACACACACCGGUUUCACGAAAUCCGUCGGUGCUUAAGGGCAAGAGGAGAGAUGAAUAAACUAAUGAGAUUAUAAAUUAUUGUCGGUAUAGCUGAACAGUCAGGGCAUUUUUACCAGACUGCACACGCGGGCAACGUGAGAGGAAAGUUUAUGGGGCCCAUUGUCUGUGACUCUGUUGUGUCUUCUGUAAUCUGUUUAUGAUGAGGAGCUGAACUGGCUCCUCUGGUGAGGAGGAACCCACCCUGCGCGCUUUUAUGCCUCAUAUACAAACUAGCAGUUGCGCGCCGCCUUAUUGCAUGAUUAAUUCCGGCGCCUCCGUUCGCCCCCCCCCCCCCUUUUUUUUUUCCCUCCCUCCUCUUCUAUGAAUUACCCAGUUGUGUUUGAGAUGAAGAGAGGAUUCUCCAUCAUUACGCAGGGCGCUACAACUCCGCGCAUUGCACGCCUGUCCAGCGGUCCAGUGCCGCAGCUCCCACGGGCUGCACUGUGGAGAAGCGGACCUGCAUCCUAAAGCCAAUCGGUUUUUUUUUUCUGCCUCUCUCUCUCCUUCUCUCACUCUCUCCACUCUCUCUCUCCUGGUUUUUAUCCUCCACCUCAUUGCAGUCUUAUCACGUCCCCCCCCUUGCUCUGUCCCCCCCACCACCACCUUCACCGCCCUCCCCACCUCCACCCUCCCUCACUCCCUCCCUCCCCAUCCGCCUCAGCCGCUACAGGAGAGGGAGAGAGAGAGAGAGGGAGAAGAGUGCGGCUGAAUGUGAACGACAUGUCGACAGUCAGCCUCUAAAGUGUUUUCUCGGUCGUUCCCUAAUUCUUUGGCGGCGGACUGAGUGAGUAUUACCCGCAUCCCUGCUCUGCUAAGCGUCGCUGUGUGGAUCAGAGAGGCUGGUGGGGAGAGACAGACAAUGGGGAAUGCAAUUGGAUUGCGUUACUCUGCCAAGGAUUUUCAUACAUAGCCUGGUAAAUGUCUUAAUAGGUUCUGUUAAUGACUAGGCUGUUUAAUUGGUCAUGCUUUAAUUCUGCUAACUAUUACAAUUUGUGUGCUGUAAUGUUAGGGGCUAAUUGAUUUUCUUGGAGGGGCUGUGGGCUAUCCAGGCUGAUAGCCCAAUACAUUUGAUCAGUGAUGGUGCUGCUUUGCCUCCUGAUAGUGCGGGUCUGGUGGUGCUGGUAGGGGGUGGUGGGGAGCAAAGGGGCCCAUGUAAGGAAAAAAAAGCCUGUGUGUGUGUGUGUGUGUGUGUGUGUGUGUGUGAAGCUCGGAGAGAGGCUCCGUGUGUUCUGACGGACAGAGAGGACGGAGAGGUAGACACUGGAAUUAUGUGACAUGAAUAAUAUGGUGAAGAAUAAGCAGUGACCGUCAUCUCUGGUUCGCUUGCGUCAGUGUGCAGGUCUAGAGGAGAGGAGAGAGGAGGAAGAAGAGAGGGAGAGAGGGAAAAGAGAGAGAGAGAGAGAGGAAAAAAAAAAACUCAGUCAGAGAGACUCAAGAAAGACAGGGAGGGAAGCCACACCUGUGUCAGGCCUGUUUUCAGAUGGACAUGAGACAGAGACAGACAGUCAGACAGACAGACAGAUAGAUAGAUAGAUAGUUCUAAAUUCUGCUGUGCUGUCACCAGUCAACACUUAAGUCCUUUCCAUUCUUGUUAACAUAAUGAUGCAGAGCUAUGCCGACUGCUGACUAGUCCACUUGGCUGAUUGGAGAAAGAGGCUCGAGCGUUGACUGUGUUUCUUCCUGUUAAGGAGAGAUGGCCGUCCACCAAAGCAGAAUCUAACAGGAGGGAUCCCAGUGGUCUAUCUGGACUCUGUAUUGAUCUCCUCUAUACAGGGGGCUUCGGGGGCCCAGCGAUAAACAAUGCAUUUCUUGGACGAAAACAAAGACCCCACUGGGACUCUGAAUGGGCUGUAUUUCGUAUUGUAUUCCAAUUUGUCAAACACUAUUGAGCACGUUGGCCUAGAUUGUGCUGUGUUCCAUGUGUGAAGCAUAACAUGCUCCAAACACUGACAUAAAUGGGUGAGUUUCCCUCAUCUUGUAGGAAAAUGACAUGUUUUUUUCCCUUCUGCUCAUGCUUUUUUUUAAAGUGCUGUAGGAAUAGUCCAACAAGUAUUGCAGCAUUACACUGGUUUGUUAUGAAAUCACACACUCAUCUACACGUGUCUAGCUACCUGUGUCUGUACUUGGCAGGCUAUAUAAGCAUACUUUUUGGAUAUGGUUUGACCUUUCUCACAUUGUUUUCUACACACACUCACACACAUACGCAUGUAACUUGGCUCCAUCGCUGUUUCUCUGUGAGGCAGGCGUACAUUGUGUGCAGGGCGAGAGGAGGGCUUUGAUGUAAUCAAUAUCAGAUUUCAGCGGUUUCACUGUGAGCUCUCAUCCUGAGUGGCAGCCUUGACUGACUUCUUACUGCUUAUGCAAUCCCACUCCUCUCUCCCACCUCACCCGUUUCCUCUUCCUUUGUACCUACUCUCUGCCCAUUACUCUUCCUUUAUCUGUCUGUCUCUCCUUUACUCCAUUCCCUCGCCUUGUUCCCAUUUUUCCUCCUCCUCCUCCUCCACCUCUCCCUUCAUCUCUCCCCGUCAUAAUCAUCUCUGUGAUUGCUCUUCCUUUCCCAGGCGGUGAUGUUUUCAAUGCUGCCUCCUUGUCUAACUCGCUGAUGCUAGAUUAUUGCUGUAUGAUUACAGCUACCAUACCAUCAUGAUCAUUAUUGCAUUUCGCAUGGCGCUGUUCAGCACCGUAUGUGCAGAUCGAGAUGCUUUAUCCAAUUUAGAUCUCAUUAAGACUUGAGAGGAAAUAUCCUACUUGCAAGGCCCACAUCUCAGCUGUUUUUCUUUUCUUUUUGUUUUUUUGGUCCUCUUUUUUUUUUUUUUUUGUUUCCAGGACUACUGCAACUCCGUUCCCAUCCUGUUGUUAUUGCAGUGCCAUUCUCAUGAUGGUGAUCAUCAUCAUCAUCACCGCCAGUUCAUGCUCCUGCCCAUCACCGCGCUGCCUUCACAUCAGUCCUUUUGAAAAUUUUGAAGAGUUUUGAUUCACAGCGGUGCUUUCACUCAACCGUCAUUAUCACAAUAAUGAUUAUGACAGGACUCGAUGGCUGUUGAUAACCAAACGUAUUCUUCUGAUUGAUAAUAUGGGGUGUUCUGCGCCUCAUCCUUUCUGUUCUCUGAUUGCCAUUCAUCUUAUUAAAUGGAGCAGUUCAUUAGACAGAAGCAUUAUGAAUCUGAUUUGCAUCCACCCAUAUUCAUAUUGCAUACAUUAAAACAACACAUGCGUGACAUUUCGGCUUCGCCGGGCAUUUGAGAAUGCAGAUGAAUAUAUUCAUUGCGAGCGUCCCCCGCCCCACCUCCCCACUUGUCCAAAAAAGCCACUCUGAAAAUGAUAAAAUGUGAUUCACAGGUGAACUGGCCCAUGUGUUUGCCUUUGUUUUGCAUUUUCAAUGUCAGUAUUUAAAUUUUUAAUUCAGAAGCGGUGCUGUAGCAGCUGAGAGAUUGUUCAAUUUGUUGUUUUUAAAACAACAUUUCCUGCUUUUCUGAACUCUUAAGUUCAAAUACGUCAUCCAUACAGUAUGUUUACUGUGGUUCAGAUCAUAUCACUGCGUACUGUGGCCCUAACCUGGCCUAUACAUCAUUAUUUCAAUGUAAUGUAAUUCUUUCCCCAUGGCACUCCAGUCUGUGUGAUUUAACUUUUAUUUUCCAUCUGCUUCAGUAUGCUUGUGAUGUAUCAUCAAUCUGAUUCAUCUUGAACUGACUUUUGCUUUUUUUUCCUCCCUGUCUCUCUCAACCAUGUGUGUGUGUGUGUUUAUGUGUGUGUGUCUGUCUGUGUGAAUGUACGCUCUGGGGGUGGGGGGGCAUGCCUCUCCGCGCAGUGCGGUGAAGGGCCGAUGUCGGGCCGUAGCCCCAGGCUGCUAAGCUGAGAGGGAGAAGCAGGAGGAUGCAGUGGGUCGCUCUGGCAGUGGCCCUGGGGUGUGUGUGUCUGUCCCGGGCGUCACACACCCCCACCCCCACCCCCACCUCCACACACACCCCUCUAGUGGACAACUCCGAGGAGGAAGUGGACGAGCCGUGCUUCGAGCCGUGCACGUGCGAGGUCAAGGAAGGCGUGCUGCACGUGCACUGCGAUGGGCGGGGCUUCACUAAUGUCAGCCAGGUGUCACAGUCGUGGGUCCGCCCUUUCAAACUCAACCUCCAGAGGAACUCUCUGAGGCGUCUCUAUAGCAACGGGUUUCUGCACCUUGGCAACGCAGUGUCGAUAAACCUUGGUAACAAUGCACUCCAGGACAUCCGAGUGGGAGCUUUCCACGGGCUGGCCAAACUGAGACGCCUGUACCUCCACGAGAACAAGCUGGAGGUCUUCAGAAAUGACACCUUCGCCGGCUUAGAGGCUCUGGAAUACCUCCAGGCCGACUACAACGUGAUCAAACGAAUCGACAGCGGUGCUCUGAGGUUCCUCUACAAGCUCCGGGUUCUCAUCCUCAAUGACAACCUGAUCCCUGUCUUGCCUGCUCAUCUGUUCAGAUCCGUGUCUCUGACUCAUCUGGACCUGCGGGGAAACCGUCUGAAGAGCCUGGCAUAUGCUGGGACCCUGGAGUACGUCGGUCGCUCCCUGAUGGAGAUACAGCUGGAGGAGAAUCCUUGGAACUGUGGCUGCGAGGCAGUGCAGCUCCAGCAGUGGCUGGGUCAGAUCCCCUACACGGCUGUGGUCGGGGACGUUACCUGCGAAUAUCCUUUCCACCUGCACGGCAAGGACCUGAGGGAAAUUCCCCGGAAGGAGCUGUGCCGACCUACCGGACAAAGAGCUGCAAGGAGAGGCAGGCGGUCCGUCGGCGGGAUCGCAGCCCCAACAUUUGCCCCCUAACUCUAAACCCAACUCCCAUCCCGGGAGAGUCAGGCCGACUAAGCCCUCCUCUAUGGUGCACGGCUCCCGCCAGAACACUCACACCUCCUCCACUUCAUCAUCUUCCUCCUCAG